Molecule: messenger RNA, 492 nt
Organism: Ostertagia ostertagi
Lineage: Eukaryota; Metazoa; Nematoda; Chromadorea; Rhabditida; Trichostrongylidae
Source: the annotation of a GenBank genome assembly
AUGAUUCAGUUUGGAAACACUUGCUAUUGCAAUUCCGUCAUACAAGCACUGUACUUUUGUCGACCAUUUCGGGAAAAAAUUCUGCAGUAUAAGCAGCAGUUGAAGAAAUCAGAAUGUGGUUUUUAUAAUUCCACUGUUCUUUUCCGUUACUCUGGAAGUUUUAGGAAGCCAAGAAGGAGAACCUUAGCAACCUGUCUUGCUGAUUUAUUCCACAAUAUAGCCACACAGAAACGUCGCGUAGGCACUAUUGCCCCAAAACGCUUUAUCACUAAAUUGAAGAAGGAAAACGAGUUGUUCGACAACUAUAUGCAGCAAGAUGCCCACGAGUUUUUAAACUAUCUUCUUAACACGGUAUCCGAGACUUUGAUAGAGGAGAAAAAUGCCGAGCGUGAUCGUUUACUAAGGAAUGGAACCCUUCGCAAAGGAACACUAAAUACCGACAGAGGGCGCGACGAAACUAGCGGGUACGCAUUUUCCGUCUCUUCUUGCUAA